UGGGCGCCUGCCAGAGGUGUCUGUGGUGUUACAGUACCUGGCCUUGGUUCUUCUGUCAGCUCCUCUGAUGGUACAGCCUGUCUGUGCCACUGCUGCUGCCACGGGGACACAAGCUGCACACACUAGCACAGACACAGAAGGAGAACAGACUGCAAGUCAGACAGACGGAAAUACGCACUAACGGAAGGUAACGCACACCACCAUGGGCUGCUGUAACAGAAGGUGCGGGCUGAUAGCCGGAGCUGUGUUUGGGGCGGUGGUUGCCAUCCUGGGAGGCAUCCUUAUCCCGCUGGGAAACAGCGUCAUUGAGGGAACAGUGAAAAAGGAAGCUGUCAUUGAGCCUGGAACGACAGCUUAUGACAACUGGGUGUCUACAGGGGGAAUAGUGUACAGGCAGUUCUGGUUUUUUGACGUGCAAAACGCCCAGGAGGUUAUACAGAAUGGAGCAAGUCCAAUGGUUGUGGAAAAAGGACCUUAUACAUACAGGACGAGAUAUCUUGCCAAAGAGAACAUCACAUUCCAUCCCAAUCAAACUGUCUCCUUCCUGCUGCCUCUGGGCGCCAUCUUUGAGCCAUCCAUGUCAGUGGGAUCAGAUGAAGACAAAGUCACUACCCUCAACCUGGCUGUGGCUGGAGCUUAUUCACUGAUUCCAGAAGUGUUACAUGGUGUACUGGAAAAUCGGAUAAAGUCAAGCAACUCCUCCUUGUUCCAGAAGCGUACAGUCAACGAAUUGCUGUGGGGUUACAUAGACCCCAUGUUGAAAGAUAAUGUGGGCCUAUUUGCACCUUACAACGGUACAUAUGAUGGCUACUACAAUGUCUACACUGGAAAGGAGGACAUCUCAAAAGUGGGAACAAUUGACCUGUGGCAAGGACAUAGGAGCUUACGUUUUUGGAACGAUACGUACUGUGACAUGAUCAACGGGACAGAUGCUUCUUCAUUCGCUCCCUUUGUGGACAAGAAGAAGCCUCUCUAUUUCUUCUCAUCAGACAUCUGCAGGUCUGUGUCAGCUGGCUUUGAGGAGAGCAUGGAUCUAAAAGGGAUUGAAGUGUACCGCUACACCCUCCAGCCAAACACCCUGGCCUCCCCUAUGGAAAACCCAGACAACCAAUGUUACUGCAAAAACUUUAAGACCACCAGGAAUUGCACCUUGGCUGGAGUACUGGACGUCAGCGUCUGUAAAGGCGGUCAACCUGUCUACAUCUCUCUGCCCCACUUCCUCCAUGGCAGUCCGUACCUAAGAGAGGAUGUGCGAGGCCUCAAUCCCAGCGAGGAGCACCAUGCCACCUUCCUGGAUGUGGAACCUACAACUGGGUUCACCUUGAGGUUUGCUAAGAGAAUUCAAGCAAAUAUGCUGUAUGGACCAUCAAAGGUCAUCACGGUGCUUAAGAAAGUCAAGGAUUAUACCAUAUUCCCUAUUGUUUGGCUGAAUGAGACGGCUGCGUUGGACGACGAAACAGCAGACAUGUUUAAGAAGGAACUCAUCUUCCGUAUCGAGAUGUUGGAUAUUAUACAGAAGGCGCUUAUUGGCACAGGUGUGUGCAUUUUCAUCCUGUGUCUCAUCUCCUACUGCGUGGUGAGGAGAAGUGAUAACCGAAGCAAGCUUGGGUAAAAGAAUCAUGCAGAAGUGUCUGUGUGUGUGAGUUGCAGAGCACAGUGCAUUUAGGCUGCUACGGGACAUCAACCCUUUUGAUAUAGACUUGCACUUUUUGGUAAUUUCAGUGUUAUUUAUAAUAUCAUGCUUCCUUUGAUACCAGGGAGGGGCAAUACUGUGAUUUUGUAAAGCUCAAGAGAUUUGCCAUAUAUUAUUUCAAUUGCAAACACUAACAUUACCUGAAUCAGGGAUCUUUAGAGGGAGACCAGAUGGAGACUCCUCUUGAAAGGUCAGGUUAUUAAUCUACACAGAGGAGAGAUUGUUUGACAUCCUUUAAAAGAAAUGUACAUGAAUAUAAUCCUUUGCUGAACUAGUGUCUUCAAAAUGAAUAAAGGCUGAAAAGGCA
Molecule: messenger RNA, 2000 nt
Organism: Sander lucioperca (pikeperch)
Lineage: Eukaryota; Metazoa; Chordata; Actinopteri; Perciformes; Percidae
Gene: cd36
Product: CD36 molecule (thrombospondin receptor)
Exons: 12
Coding region: 203-1612 (469 amino acids)
Biological process (GO): lipid storage; lipoprotein transport; amyloid-beta clearance by cellular catabolic process
Cellular component (GO): cell surface; caveola; cytoplasm
Molecular function (GO): low-density lipoprotein particle receptor activity; scavenger receptor activity; low-density lipoprotein particle binding
Source: RefSeq, a predicted model, not a curated record